This is a messenger RNA of Olea europaea var. sylvestris, 1318 nucleotides long. Its product is annotated as protein G1-like6. The record is from RefSeq and is a predicted model, not a curated record. Gene Ontology annotation, biological process: mRNA transcription; response to light stimulus. Bases 474 to 1046 code for a protein of 190 amino acids. Lineage: Eukaryota; Viridiplantae; Streptophyta; Magnoliopsida; Lamiales; Oleaceae. The transcript has 2 exons. Gene Ontology annotation, cellular component: nucleus.
CACCCUUCAUUUUGAGGAGACACGAAAACCCUAAAAUCCUGCACCUCUUACAGUCUUACAAGAUUUUCUGGUAUUGCUGAAUCAAGAAAAAACUGAAAAACAGUGCACAGUAUAGUCCUCUCUCUCAUCUCCCAUCAGUCUAAUCACACUAACUCAACCAUUAUCACUUACCCUUUUAACUUUAGAAUUCCCCUCAUCUCAGGCCUUUAUCAUUUUUUUGUGCGAAAAUGGAAAUUUCUUGAUAUAUCAAUCAAGAAUCGGAUGAUGAUCUCUAUCUGAAAACUGGCUCAUCAAAGACCUAAGUGAUUAUAUAAAUCGAUGGUUUUAUAAUAUCCUUGAUUUUAAGUGCAACUUGUCUCUUUGCCUUCUUUUUCUGUCCUUGUUCAAUUUUCAUAUGAACCUGAAACCCUAGAAUUUUAAGCUGGUGUAGCAAUCUAAGAUCAAGAAAUAAUAUAUUAGAGAUAUCUGCGGUUAUGGAUUCUUUCUCGAAAGUGGAGAUUUCGAACUCGGGGAACAACAGCGUCAAUACAGGGAUUCCGGCAUCUUCUUCGGGUGGAACAUCAUCUUCAGGGGGUACGACUUUAAGCCGAUAUGAGAACCAGAAACGCAGGGACUGGAACACUUUUGGGCAGUACCUGAAAAACCACAGGCCUCCGCUUUCGCUUACACGGUGCAGCGGUGCUCAUGUACUUGAAUUCUUUCGGUACUUGGAUCAAUUUGGCAAGACCAAGGUGCACAGUCCAAUCUGCUCUUUUUAUGGUAACCCUAACCCUCCUGCACCGUGCCCUUGCCCUCUUCGGCAAGCCUGGGGAAGCCUUGAUGCCCUAAUCGGACGCCUCCGGGCUGCUUACGAGGAAAAUGGAGGGAAAAGCGAGACAAACCCUUUCGGGUCUCGUGCUGUGAGGCUUUAUCUUCGAGAAGUUCGUGAUUUGCAGUCGAAAGCUAGAGGAAUCAGCUACGAUAAGAAGAGGAAGCGGCCUCCUUCCCAACAGUUGGCUGCAGCACAAACAUCAGCAGAAGCAGCAGCACCGCCAGGUGAAGAUUAAAGUGCAAAACCCUCUUCUUUUAAGAACUUACGUUUCUUCCUCUAUUGUGAACAUUGCUAAAAAUACUACUAGUAGCAUAGUACUACUAAAAAAGCUUCCAAAAUAACCCUCUGAUUUGACCGAGAGAGAAAGACUCAUUUUCUGAUUAGCUCAAGAAAUCCCUCCACAUAUAUAUCCCAAAGUCCUCAAAAUAAAUAUAUCUGUCUCAUGGACAUGGUAGUCUCCUCAAAUCAAAUUUCCCUGCCAAAAAUCAGUACGAAAAUUUCCCAGUU